Molecule: messenger RNA, 2598 nt
Organism: Rangifer tarandus platyrhynchus (Svalbard reindeer)
Lineage: Eukaryota; Metazoa; Chordata; Mammalia; Artiodactyla; Cervidae
Source: the annotation of a GenBank genome assembly
AUGAACGGGGAGCAGCAGACUGAUGCAGAUGCUGGAUCUGGAGUGGAGGAAGUGGAGUUAAGCUGGGAAGACUAUCUGGAAGAGACAGGGUCCACAGCAGUUCCCUACGGGUCUUUUAAACAUGUGGACACACGUUUGCAAAAUGGAUUUGCUCCUGGGAUGAAACUGGAGGUGGCUGUGAAAGCUGAUCCUGAAACCUACUGGGUUGCCACCAUCAUUACCACCUGCGAGCAGCUGCUCCUCCUCCGCUACGAUGGCUAUGGGGAGGAUCGCAGAGCAGACUUCUGGUGUGACAUCAGGAAGGCUGACCUCUACCCCAUUGGGUGGUGUGAGCAGAAUAAGAAGACCCUCGAAGCCCCAGAAGGCAUCAGAGAUAAAGUGUCUGACUGGGAUGAGUUUCUACGGCAGACCCUGACGGGAGCAUGUAGUCCUCCUGUUCCGCUGCUAGAGGGCCUCCGUAACGGGAGGAAUCCUUUAGAUCUCAUUGCUCCAGGUUCCAGGCUGGAAUGUCAGGCUUUCCAGGACUCUUUAAGUACCUGGAUUGUUACUGUGGUGGACAACAUCGGGGGAAGGCUGAGACUGCGCUAUGAAGGCCUUGAGGGCUCUGCUAAUUGUGAGCAUUGGUUGUAUUACUUGGAUCCGUUUCUUCAUCACGUUGGCUGGGCUGCUCAACAAGGGUACGAGCUCCAACCCCCAUCAGCCAUCAGACAUCUGAAAACUGAAGCUGAGUGGCAAGAGGUCUUGGCCAAAGUGAAAGAGGAGGAAGCGCCGUUGCCAUCUUACUUGUUCAAGGACAAGCGAGUGAUUGGCACUCAUUCUUUCUCUGUAAAUAUGAAAUUAGAAGCUGUGGACCCCUCGUCUCCUUUUGGCAUCUCUCCUGCUACAGUUGUUAAGGUUUUUGAUGAGAAGUAUUUUCUAGUGGAAAUGGAUGAUUUGCGACUGGAGAAUCGUGCACAGCGAUCCUUCGUGUGUCACACUGACAGCCCUGGUAUUUUCCCCGUGCAGUGGAGUCUGAAGAAUGGUUUACACAUCAGCCCCCCUCCUGGCUACCAGGGCCAGGACUUUGACUGGGCCGACUACCUCAAACAGUGUGGUGCUGAAGCUGCUCCCCAGAGGUGCUUCCCUCCGUCAAUUUCUGAGCAUGAAUUUAAGGAGAACAUGAAGCUUGAGGCAGUGAACCCUCUUCUCCCCGAAGAAGUGUGUGUUGCCACCAUCACUGCAGUGAGAGGCUCCUACCUGUGGCUCCAGCUGGAGGGUUCUAAGAAGCCUAUACCUGAAUUUAUUGUGAAUGUGGAAUCAAUGGAUAUAUUUCCUUUGGGCUGGUGUGAAACCAAUGGCCAUCCCCUUAGCACUCCUCGCCGAGCACGAGUACACAAACAGAGGAAAAUUGCAGUGGUUCAACCAGAAAAACAAAUACCAUCCUCAAGAACUGUCCAUGAGGGUCUGAAGAAUCAGGAGCUGAGCUCCCCAGACUCAGUUAUCAUUAAUGGAAAAUAUUGCUGUCCAAAGAUAUACUUCAACCACCGUUGCUUCUCAGGGCCAUAUCUUAACAAAGGAAGGAUCGCUGAGCUGCCUCAGUGUGUGGGACCUGGGAACUGUGUUCUGGUCCUCAGAGAGGUCCUCACUUUACUGAUCAAUGCAGCCUAUAAACCCAGUCGUGUCCUUCGGGAGCUGCAGCUGGACAAAGACUCUGUGUGGCAUGGAUGUGGUGAAGUCCUCAAGGCCAAAUACAAAGGAAAGAGCUAUCGAGCUACUGUCGAGAUAGUGAAAACAGCAGAUCGGGUGACUGAAUUCUGCCGGCAAACCUGUAUCAAAUUGGAGUGCUGUCCUAACCUCUUUGGGCCACGAAUGGUUCUGGAUAAGUGUUCUGAGAACUGCUCUGUUCUUACAAAGACUAAGUAUACACACUACUACGGAAAGAAGAAAAAUAAAAGAAUUGGGAGACCACCUGGUGGGCAUAGUAACUUAGCAUGUGCCCUGAAAAAAGCAAGUAAGAGGAGAAAGAGGCGAAAAAAUGUUUUUGUUCAUAAGAAGAAACGCUCCUCUGCGUCUGUUGAUAAUACACCAGCAGGCUCUCCCCAGGGAAGUGGUGGUGAAGAUGAGGAGGACCCAGAUGAAGGGGAUGAUGAUUCCCUAAGUGAAGGCAGUACAUCUGAGCAGCAGGAUGAGCUCCAGGAAGAGUCAGAAAUGUCAGAAAAAAAGUCAUGCUCCUCCUCCCCCACCCAAAGUGAGAUAUCCACAUCACUGCCUCCAGACAGACAGAGAAGAAAAAGAGAACUUCGCACUUUUUCAUUUUCUGAUGAUGAGAAUAAACCUCCUUCACCAAAGGAAAUAAGGAUUGAAGUUGCUGAAAGGCUUCACCUGGACAGUAACCCCCUGAAGUGGAGUGUGGCGGACGUUGUGCGGUUCAUCCGAUCCACAGACUGUGCUCCGUUAGCAAGGAUAUUCCUAGACCAGGAAAUUGAUGGGCAGGCCCUGUUGCUCCUUACUCUUCCCACUGUUCAAGAGUGCAUGGACUUAAAACUGGGCCCUGCUAUCAAACUUUGCCAUCACAUAGAGAGGAUCAAGUUUGCUUUUUAUGAACAGUUUGCCAACUGA